Molecule: messenger RNA, 4985 nt
Organism: Enhydra lutris kenyoni (northern sea otter)
Lineage: Eukaryota; Metazoa; Chordata; Mammalia; Carnivora; Mustelidae
Product: phosphoribosyl pyrophosphate synthetase 2
Exons: 6
Coding region: 1480-2688 (402 amino acids)
Biological process (GO): purine nucleotide biosynthetic process; ribonucleoside monophosphate biosynthetic process; 5-phosphoribose 1-diphosphate biosynthetic process
Cellular component (GO): ribose phosphate diphosphokinase complex; cytoplasm
Molecular function (GO): magnesium ion binding; ribose phosphate diphosphokinase activity
Source: RefSeq, a predicted model, not a curated record
AAUAAAUAAUUGUUUAAAAAAAUACAUAAACACUGUAGUAAGUAUGACACUUUCCACUGAAGAAGACCUACAGCUUCCUUGUGGAAGCAGGUCUCUGAAGGGUCAUAGCUUUGGGGUUCUUGUGAGGCGAUGGGGGGAGGGUGAUUGAAGGCAUGUGGGGAAUGGUGAUACCAGAUGUGGAUGGGUGUGGCUGUGGUCCUCGUGGGGAGGGUGCGUGCGCACAUGUGCCAAGUAUUUCUCAGUGGUUCCAUUCAACUGGGGGCAGUGCGGUUUUCUGCCUUCUCAUCUCAGGAUGAAAGGUGGUGUGGAAGCAAAUGCAGAAUUCGUAUUAUGCUCCAGGUAUCAAUUGUGGAAAAAUGUAGCACAGCCGAGGGUCUCCUUGGUUCCUGGCACUGCUCUGGGAAGGACCUGCCCCAGCACACAGCGCUAUUUCCCUUUUCUUCCCAUGGGAAGGCGCGUGCCAGGGAUGGGCUGGCUCGCUGUUGUCUUGAACACUCACCAUUCUCUACCCAAAACGCAGGUUUUCCAACAUGCAGUUUUCAGAGACUUUUGAAGCUCCUCUUUACUCUUUCUCCAGAAGCUACUGGAGGAUGCCAACCAGCCAAACGAAGAAGUACAGCAAGAAAGAGGAUACAGGAAGUGGGGGAUUGAGUGUGGGGGAAGGGUUGGUGGGAUUCCUCGCACCCCCCUGGGGGGGCGGCACCUGUGCAGAGGCAGAAGGAGAACCCCGGGGCAGCCAGUGGUGGGAGAAGACACGGCAGGACAGUGAGCUGGAGAUGGCGCUUGCCACCGACGUCGUGGGAAUGUAGAUGGUCAGGCUAGUGUUUCCGCUGGAAUUUGUCUUCACUACUUAGAAAACUUAGCAGGUGAAAACGUAAGGCGAUAGACUCCAGGGAAGACAGAUCAGCAAAAGCUAUGUGUAAGAGGGAAAUCUAACCUUGGAUUGAAGUUUGCUUUAUGGCUCAACUCGGAAUAGCCCUUACAGAGUUCCAAGUAGCCGUCCUGUUUGGUUGGAAGGUUGCUGCCGGCGCUGCAGGUGACGCGGGUGCGGGGUAUGGGGCUUAGUUCGCUCCUCGUCUGCAUAGCUAGACGCCAGCACGUGGUGCCGGAAGUGCAAACUCAAGAUGAAGCCAGAGAAACGAACUGAUGGAGACUUGACGAUAAAUGCCUGAGAGCCGCAGCCGGAGUUGACGUGGGUUGCCUCUGAGAUGUUUGCGACGAGCCUUACAGAAUGACGAGAACUUUUUAAGCAAUGCGUUUAUGGAACUUUAAUAAAAGCAAAGCUCAGUAUACUGUUUAGCAGAAAGAGGUAAAUAUGGCAGGACUGAGACAUAUUUCCGGCGAGUGUAGAAGAUCCUCUGCUAUGUGAGAAAGCGCGGCUUGCCUGGGGUCCUCAGAGGGCCUUUGGGAACCUUGUUUUUGCCACGGUUCCCGCCCUUCCCAGAUAGGAACAGCUCGCUCUGCCUAACUGUGCGAGCGAUGUGCUUAAUGUGGAACCCCUGGGGGUCUGGGAUCUUGGUCCGGGCCAGGCAGAUAGAGCCCAUGGGACCCCCCAGCUGCACCCCCCCGCCCCUCCCCCUGGUACGAGCCUGGGCACUGAUGAGCUUCCGUGGCGGACAGCACUUGGGGCAUAUUGUCACCGUGCGUCGCUUGGGGGGUGAAGCUUACACCUACUUGCCCGCGGAGUUUGCUCCUCACCCCUUUCCCUUCGCCUCUUUUGUUCUGCAUCCUUUGGCUGUGGGAGGUCCUAGCCAUGAGUGCCACUGUACGGGGAAUCCUUGCCCCACAGUUGUGCUCCAGGGGACCUCCGAGACGCAAGCCUGCUUCGCCGUUAGCGCUUUUUCUUUUCCUAGUGUGGAGAUUGGUGAAAGCGUGAGGGGUGAAGAUGUCUACAUCAUCCAGAGUGGCUGCGGGGAGAUCAACGACAACCUCAUGGAGCUCCUCAUCAUGAUCAACGCGUGCAAGAUUGCGUCGUCGUCCAGGGUGACCGCUGUGAUCCCGUGUUUUCCAUACGCCCGACAGGAUAAAAAGGACAAGAGUCGUGCUCCGAUUUCGGCAAAACUAGUGGCCAACAUGCUCUCAGUCGCUGGGGCCGAUCACAUCAUCACCAUGGACCUGCAUGCCUCUCAGAUCCAGGGAUUCUUUGACAUCCCGGUGGAUAAUUUGUAUGCGGAGCCUGCGGUCCUGCAGUGGAUUCGGGAGAACAUCGCCGAGUGGAGGAACUGUAUCAUCGUUUCACCUGACGCCGGGGGAGCCAAAAGGGUCACCUCAAUCGCAGACAGGCUGAAUGUGGAAUUUGCCUUGAUUCACAAAGAGAGGAAGAAAGCGAACGAAGUGGACCGGAUGGUUCUGGUGGGCGACGUGAAGGACCGCGUGGCCAUCCUCGUGGACGACAUGGCUGACACAUGUGGCACCAUCUGUCAUGCCGCGGACAAGCUGCUCUCGGCUGGAGCCACCAAAGUUUAUGCUAUCCUGACACACGGGAUCUUCUCGGGACCAGCUAUUUCCCGAAUAAAUAAUGCCGCCUUUGAGGCUGUUGUCGUCACAAACACCAUUCCACAAGAGGACAAAAUGAGGCACUGUCCCAAGAUUCAGGUUAUUGAUAUCUCGAUGAUCUUGGCAGAGGCGAUCCGGAGAACACACAACGGUGAAUCUGUGUCCUACCUGUUCAGCCACGUGCCGCUCUAGACCCCGGACGGGGAGCGCGGGGCCGGCCCACUUGUGCGUGCUCACCUGACUUCUUAGUUUUAGGACUCAGCAAUUCUAGGAUAUAACGCAAAAGCAUCCCAUCUUGUAUCCUCCAAGACGCAUUGUUUCCCCCCUUCUCAAGCUCAAGACCAUUUCUUUCCAGUUUGGCCGGGGAGGGUGGUGGUUGUUUGAUCCUCGUGAGUGAACUGUUGUUAAUGAGAUAUGUUUCGUCAUCCCAACUUGUCCCGACAGGUGACCCUCUUCUUUGUUUUGCCAGUACUUUGAGGCCACAACUUUCAAGUAUGGAAUUCUCCCGCCGAAGUUCAUAGUUUAUGUAUUUCGAGGAUGCCCAAGGCAACUUCAGAUUAAAACCUUCUUUGUAAAUAAGGAUAAUGCCUAUGGACAUUGGGGUGAAACCCUGUAUACAGAAUUAGCCUUUUACUUCCAAGGGAACCUUAGAAAAUUGAUAAUACCCUGAGUUUGGUUUUACUUUAUUUUUUUCUUUUUAGUAACCAGGAUUCAAAUAAACCAUUGUGGUUAUUCUUAAUUUGACCAGAAUUUAAGCAGCCCAAGAUGGCCACUGACGCAUUUACUUUCUGAUAAACAUGAGACAGCAGAGUCAAUCCGUAUUUUGUUUUUAUUGCCCCUUCUGAAAGACACAUGAUAACCAUCACUUACCUGAAACGUCAUGUUCUAAAAUUCCAGAAUUAUGUGCAGCGGUAAAUCUGAUUGAGGAAGUGUCAAGAUAGACCCUUCAGGCUCACUGGGGCCACUCACGCUGUGCUCUUCCUGUCCCGCCAUCUUGUUUUAUGGCCUUUUGUUAGUUCCGGCUUUUACUUUGCCUUUUUUCCAAUAAUUUCACGUCGUGGGUUGCCGCCAAAACAAAGACUCCCCUAAGUCUCCUCAGAUUUACUGGUCUGUUCAUUGUUUUUGACAUAAUAAAAAGGUGAAUUUCUGUUGAGUACCACCAAAUGCAUAUUUAAACAUGACCUCCUUUGUUUUAAUAUUCUUUUGCCUUUUGUAAUCAGAAGUAGCAAGUCUACUAGACUACUGAUGAUUUUUACUAAAACCGUUCCAUGAAGAACGUGGGUAAGCGAGGUGUACAGAGAAAGUAAAGAUAAGGAAGUGUUUAUUGUUUUGUGACGGUAACGUUCCAGUGGUGGCCCAAGAGCGAUGGUGGAGGCGAAGCUUGCUUUACUCACACGUGCCCCUUGACAGCAUCCUCCUCGGUGAGGUGCCUCCCCACGUGUGGCAGAAGAGAGAUUUGCCUGCAUGGACAGAGCCUGGGAAUAAUAACAGUCCCUCUCUUCUGCUGAAUCUUAAAACUCCAAGAGCGGAAAUUGAUCUAAAUUUUGCAGGUGGCAAAACCAAAUCCAGAAGUCAGUAAUGGACUUGAACAGCAAUCCUUAAGGUUUCAAACUUCACUACAGCAGAGGUCGAGGUCAAAAAAUAUCGUUUGGGUCAUUGCGGAGAUGAACAUCUUGCUGUACCUUAAAAUGGAUUUUGAGGAAAGUGGUAUUCUAGCCUGGUAGAGUUGGCUGUGCAAUGUGUAUUGACUCUCUAGGCAGAGUUGACUUGAUAAUGUAAAGAGCCUCCUUAGAUGUAUGUAAUUUUUAGUUUUGAUAAAUGAGGAAUAUCUAUUUCUUGGGAUUUCUAUGCCUAGACCAGUGAAAAUGUAGUUACAAACACGCACACGUAGACAGCCUUGGCAUACAAGCAUAGACACAUUAACAUGACUGAAAAAAGUUGAUUUAAAUGUGAUCCUUUUUUCUCAAGUCUAAGAGCUAGUUUCAGAAUAAUCUUCAGAUAAAAAUUUGCAUGAUCAUGAUUGAAUUAACAACCGCCUCUCUCUUCUAGUCUCACUUUGUUGUUUUUCAAGUAGUUCUGAUACAUUAACUAAUUCGACUAGACUUGGCCACACACAGCGGCAGUGUAGACCCCCUCGACUAUGUGAUGGUUUCAGUUCAAGAAAGAUGAUGAAGGGGGCCUCGGGAGCGGCCCCAUCCCCAGACUCGCUAGCCUUUGCUGCUUGUGUGUGGACCUUAAGCGAAACCACCAGAUCUCUCGGUUGGGUCCGACUCACGUGUGUGGGGCCGAGCAGGGGAGCCACAGAAAUACACGUGCCCCAGAGCUGCCCGUGCUCCGGCCAAAAGUGUGUUAAUCCGCGUGCAGAUGCUCCUGUUAGAAUGUGCCUCUGUUCGGAUGCAGUGCUUACAUGGGUUUAGGAUAUAGGAUUUUAAGGUCGUCGAACACUGUACUAACACAUUUCAAUAAAAUCGUGCUACUUCUUUCUGUUA